Plodia interpunctella (Indianmeal moth) is the source of this 1462-nucleotide messenger RNA. RefSeq names its product mitochondrial ribosomal protein L38 (gene mRpL38). Gene Ontology annotation, cellular component: mitochondrial large ribosomal subunit. Bases 227 to 1408 code for a protein of 393 amino acids. Lineage: Eukaryota; Metazoa; Arthropoda; Insecta; Lepidoptera; Pyralidae. The record is from RefSeq and is a predicted model, not a curated record. The transcript is spliced from 4 exons.
UGUCAUCCAUCAUCCAUCCAAAUUUAUUUCAUCCAAUGGUUGCACAAAUGUUCACGUUUUCUUUCUUUAAGUGAAAACUUUUCACACAAUAAAUAAACUGUGCACGUAGAAUAAAUCACUGACCAAAUUUAUUUUCAGUAUUACAAUAGUAAACAAGUCAUAAACUGUUUAAUAGUCAUUCAAAUUUAGUUUUCGUAGUGUUUUAAAUAACUAUAAUACUUACAGAAUGUUAAAAACAUUCCGUGUGAUAUCGAGUGUCCAAUUUCAACAAAUUCGUUUAGCUCAUCGAAUAAGAGGCAAAGCUCCAAUAUAUUGCAGAACUAUCAAAGAAAGAUUGGAUGAGUUAAAUUACAAAGAUGAAGUUUAUAGUACAAGAAUUGAUAUAGGAUUGCCUCGAAUAAAGAAAUCUGCAUCAGAUUCAAGAAAUGAGCGUUUGCAGCAUGUGAAAAAUUUGAAAACUGACAAAAAUUUGGAACAAUUAGCUAGAAAUCAUAAGUUAAGCAUUGAUUUAUCUGAAGCCAGAAGUGAUUGGCUGAAAACUAUCUCACCCUAUCAUAAGAGACAAAUUGCUGAACACUAUGGUGUAUUUGAACAUUUAUAUGGAGAAGGUUACUUUAUUCCUUUCAUGAAUUUGGAUAUUCAGUAUAAUUUGAAGAAUGAUUUAUUUUUGCCCGUGUGCUGUGGUAAUGUCAUUAAGCCAGCGGAAGCUCUUGAGUAUCCUACUGUUAGCUAUGAAUCUGAUGGUGAUUCUCUCUGGACUCUUGCUCUGACUAGCUUAGAUGGGCAUUUAACAGAGGGUGAGAAAGAGUACUUGCACUGGAUGGUGGCUAAUAUACCUGGAGACUCUGUAGAAAAAGGUGACACAAUUGCAGAGUACUUACGUCCUUUCCCAUUGAAAGGGACUGGCUACCAUAGAUAUGUGUUUGUUUUGUACAAACAGGAUGGACAUGUUUCAUAUGAUUUACCAAAAGUUAUCCAGUCAUCACCACUUGAAGAACGGACAUUUAUCACUAGGGAAUGGUAUAAGCAGUACCAAGAUGCCAUAACUCCGGUGGGGUUGGCCUUUUUUCAAUGUGAUUGGGAUCAAACUGUUCGAGACUUCUUCCAUCACACAUUGAAAACAAAAGAGCCUAUAUAUGAAUAUGAUUUCCCUGAACCAUACAUUAGGCCUCAAGAAUGGUUCCCUCGCCGCAAGGCUUUCAACAUUUACAUGGAUAAAUAUCGGGAUCCAAAGGAAAUAAAUAAGGAGUAUUUGUUGACUAAACUGAAGAAAGAGGAUCCUUUCAAGACACCACCAGCACCUCUGCGGUUUCCUAACGCUCAUCCGUUGCCUAGGAAUAUGCCAUCAUGGUUGAAACUACACGAAAGGAAGAUCAGACUGGGCUGGGGCAGGGUAAAUGACGUUUAGUUUAUUUAAUGUACUUAUAGUGAUUAGUAAAGAAUAAAUUAAUUUAAUUUAGAA